Messenger RNA from Larimichthys crocea (large yellow croaker), 506 nucleotides. RefSeq names its product NADH:ubiquinone oxidoreductase subunit A5 (gene ndufa5). Gene Ontology annotation, cellular component: respiratory chain complex I. The record is from RefSeq and is a predicted model, not a curated record. Gene Ontology annotation, biological process: respiratory electron transport chain. The coding region runs from base 75 to 425 and encodes 116 amino acids. The transcript is spliced from 5 exons. NCBI's taxonomy places the organism in Eukaryota, Metazoa, Chordata, Actinopteri, Sciaenidae.
CGUUCACUAUAAAGAAUCGGCUCUUAGAGCCGGCUCGUUCGCGACGACACAUCACCGCUGCCCGCAGAGGAAGAAUGGCUGGCGUGCUGAAAAAGACGACAGGCCUGGUCGGCCUGGCAGUGUCGCACAAUCCACACGAGCGUCUGAGGGUCCUGUACUCCAAGAUCCUGGCCUCGGUGCAGACCAUGCCACAGGACGCAGCCUACAGGAAGUACACGGAGCAGCUGGUCAACGAGAGGUUCAACCACGUCAAAAUGGAGCCUGAUGUGGAGAAGCUGGAGAAGAAGAUCAACUGUGGGCAGAUUGAAGAAGUCAUUUUCCAGGCAGAGUGUGAGCUUGCUCUGUCCAGGAAGAUGUCGGAGUGGAAACCGUGGGAGCCGCUGGUGGAGGAGGCUCCUCAUAACCAAUGGAAGUGGCCCAUCUGAAUACGUGUGUGUGUGUGUGUGUACAUGUCAUAGUGUGCAUGUGUAAGUACUGUACAAAUAAACCUGCUUUUCUUUCCCCAA